UAUCACAAGAAAUAAUGUUUGCUUUUUUUUAAUAAUCAAUCUGUGCGACCCAAAUAACUUCGCAAAAUGACAUUAAAUGUAGUAUAAUAUGACAUAAAAAUCAGUAUAUUAAUGAAGAUGGAAAUUCCAAGUUACUGUAUCAAGAAAUCUGCGAUCAAGAUCAUUUAUUAGUUCAAAUCGACUGCAUUCAUAUAUGUACCAAAGCAGAUGCUGUUGUUUCUUUAGAAUAUCUAUUUACAUGAGUGUAAACAAUUGAUAACCUUUCAGGUUCCUUAUUCAUCUAUUUUAUAUACAAAUAAUGUGGCGUCUUGUGUUGAUGUGCUGUGUUAUUAUGGUGAAUAUCGGAAAUAGUGUCUCGUUUUUGAAGAACAAAAGGCAAACCAACGUAACGCUUGAAAAUAAUAUUUUAGAAAUAUUUAAUAAUUGUUUUUGCGUUUAUCAUUAUCAAUGUGAUAAUGAUGGGGUUAUCAUUACCAAUGGUGAGCGGUUGUUCGAAGAAAGAGUUGGUAAUGAAUUUAUUAGAUGUCAUGGAGGAAAAUUUGAGGGAGAAAUACUAUGCUGUCGCCUGAACUCCACCGAAGAUACAAGGGAACCAAGAAAUCCAGACCAAAAUAUAACAACUGAAGCUCCACAUAAAAAGCCAAGACAACAACACUGUGGCAAACAGUUACCAGCCAUCAAUAUCAGAGCCUUCUCUGGUCACGAGGCAUCUUCAGUGAAUGGAGAAUUUCCUUGGUUAAUUAAUAUCUUCAAAAAGAAACAAAACGACUGGAAAUAUCUAUGUGUAGGAACACUAAUCCAUCCAAGAGUUGUUUUAACCGUUCAUCACUACUUGAUUAGUUCAAAAGCUGACGAUUUAAGAGUAAUUGCAAACAGCGAAAUUCAAAUGAGACAAGUUGGAGAAAAUGAAGCAUUUGAAAGAGGCGUUGAGGAAAUUGUCAAAAAUCCGAAAUAUUACUCCGGAGGACUUUACAAUGAUGUCGCUAUCAUUAUUCUAAAGGAAAAUUACGAUAUACUACAUAUCCAGUAUGCAAUCAACACGAUUUGUCUCAAAAUAGAUUUACCAUUCGAAAAUCAAAACUGUAUUGUUUUAGGCUGGGAAAAGUCUCCAGAAAGCAAGCGAUUAAUGUUGAAGAAAAUUGAAUUGCCCGUUGUUGGGCGAUCAAAAUGUGAAGAAUUACUAAGAAAAACAAGAGUUGGGGCUGACUUUACUUUACACGAAUCGCACAUUUGUGCUGGAGGAGAAUUAGGAAAGGACGUCUGUACAGGUAAUGGUGGUAGUCCAUUAAUGUGUCCAACCGAUAAUGGUAGUAUGCUAUUCCAAGUGGGUAUGGUCUCAUGGGGUGUCGACUGUGGCAAAGAAAAUGUACCAGGUAUCUACGCUAAUAUAAAACAUUCGUAUGACUGGAUCGUCCAAGAACUAAGUAAAAGAAACAUAACUCUAUCAGAUAUAACUAUGGCCGAUAUUGUGCCAGUAAACUAGUAUUGUAUGUAGAAUUGUGAAAUAGAAAUAAAAGAAUGAUAUUAAACCUUAA
Molecule: messenger RNA, 1535 nt
Organism: Sitophilus oryzae (rice weevil)
Lineage: Eukaryota; Metazoa; Arthropoda; Insecta; Coleoptera; Curculionidae
Product: phenoloxidase-activating factor 2-like
Exons: 6
Coding region: 299-1483 (394 amino acids)
Biological process (GO): proteolysis
Molecular function (GO): serine-type endopeptidase activity
Source: RefSeq, a predicted model, not a curated record